Messenger RNA from Ictalurus furcatus (blue catfish), 3639 nucleotides. It is a transcript of the gene mlx, whose product is annotated as MAX dimerization protein MLX. Gene Ontology annotation, cellular component: nucleus. The record is from RefSeq and is a predicted model, not a curated record. Gene Ontology annotation, molecular function: RNA polymerase II cis-regulatory region sequence-specific DNA binding; protein dimerization activity; DNA-binding transcription factor activity, RNA polymerase II-specific. Gene Ontology annotation, biological process: regulation of transcription by RNA polymerase II. The coding region runs from base 42 to 776 and encodes 244 amino acids. Lineage: Eukaryota; Metazoa; Chordata; Actinopteri; Siluriformes; Ictaluridae. The transcript is spliced from 8 exons.
AGUAGGAAGCAGUUUGGCACUCAGCCCGUGUUUACCUCAAGAUGACGGAACAGAGCGCGUCGCCAGAGGAUCCCUGGCAUAAACAGACAGACAGCACGUUUGCAGACAGCUUUGACCACCAUUUCUUUGCAGAAAGUGCUCGUAAGGGAUCAGUGGUGUCCAGAGCCAACAGUAUCGGAUCCACGAGCGCUUCCUCGGUGCCAAAUACAGAUGAUGAAGACAGCGACUACAAACACGAGACCAAGGACUCGUACAAAGACCGCAGGAGACAAGCGCACACGCAGGCCGAGCAGAAACGCAGAGACGCUAUUAAGAAAGGCUAUGACGACCUGCAGUCCGUCGUACCCACCUGCCAGCAGCAGUCCGAGUUCGCCAUGGCCGCGCAGAAAAUCAGCAAGGCCACGGUGCUGCAGAAAACCAUAGACUACAUUCAGUUUCUUCAUAAAGAGAAGAAGAAGCAAGAAGAGGAAGUGUCCAUGCUGAGGAAGGAAGUGAUGGCGCUGAAGAUUAUGAAAACGAACUACGAGCAGAUCGUGAAGGCUCACCAGAACAACCCUCAGCAGGGCAACGAGCAGGUCUCCGAUCAGGUGAAGUUCAGCGUGUUUCAGAACAUCAUGGAUUCUCUGUUCCAGUCGUUCAUCACCUCUGUGUCCGUCGGCAGCUUCCAGGAGCUCUCGGCCUGCGUCUUCAGCUGGAUCGAGGAACACUGCAAACCGCAGACGCUGAGGGAAUUUGUGGUGGGUGUCCUGAGGCAGCUGAAUGGUCAGCUGUAUUAAUGUGCUGGAGAUCUCUCUGACACUCAGGAUGUGGAGUUCACAGACUUCAGGUUGCUAUAUUUCUACCAACACUACCAAAGGCACAGAUUCUUCUGCUUAUUAUUAUUAUUAUUAUUAUUAUUAUUAUUACUACAGGGCCUCAAGUGCCUGUUACACAAUACAACGCGUGAUACACGCUGAGCCGGUUGGAUUUCCCACAGUGUAAAUAGUUAAGCGUGUUAUCCCAAGUGAAUGUGGUUGAAAUAUAAUUCUUGAAAGACAGACGUUUUAUGCCUCCAUAUAAGGCAGACGAUAUAGAGGUGAAUAAGCUUGUUUCUGAUUAAGGUUGCAUUGUGCGACAAAAUACAGCCACGUGGACUGGGGUGUGUUCCAGCUUUUUUUUUUAUUCACGGUAUUACCGGAGCACAAUCCAUUCUGAGCUCAGGACUCAGGCUCAAUGGCGUAGAAGUGAACGUCUUGCCAGUUUCUGGCGUACCGCUGUAGAAUGAUGAACCCCAGAUCACAGUCCAGAUUUCAGUACCGCCGUAUCCUCCUGAUGACCUCAUACCUCGGGCAUGAUCACGGUCCAAAUUUAAACACCGCACAAGCGUCACGCCGUGUUUGGCCCGUUACCGAUUCUAAACGUCGUGACGGUAUCACACGACUGCUUUGUUCCUAAGCUCGGCCACGUUUGCGCCAGAGUUCGUCCGCUCUCUGAGGCGUUCUGGCAGUCCAGGAAGAGUCCACUUUUCAACUCACAACCUCCAGUUCUGAACGGUAGUAACGUUAACUGAUUAGAUCCCAGAACCUUAUGAGGAACUUAAGCAGUCUGGAACUUCCAGAAUGAAAGCUCCAGAACAAUAGCGAAUGGGAUUCUCUGGAAUUCUGCCAGAACCUUCCUGCAUGGGAGCUCUGGAAUCUUCCCAGAUGGAAGCCUCAGAACCUCAGCAAGUGGGAUUUCUGGAACAUUCCUAACAGGGAGCUCCAGAACCACAACAAAUGGGAUUCUGUGGAACAUUCCCAAAUGGGAGCUCCAGAACCUUCCUGAAUGAGAGCUCUGAAAUCUUCCCAUAUGGGAGCUUUAGAACCUUAGCUAAUGGGAACUCUGGAAUAUUCCCCAAAUAAAGAGCUCUAGAACCUUAGUGAAUGGGAUCUGUAGAGCCUUCCCAAAUGGGAGCUCCAGAACCUUAGCGAAUUGGAGCAUUUGGAACCCUAGCAAAUGAGCGCUCCUACCAGAAUGAUAGGACUGUGAUUGUUCCCGAACGGGAGCGCUUUAACUACUUUCCAGAGAGCUACAGCGUCUCAGAAAUGUUUGAAGGCCAGGUCAUGACGAGUGGUGAAGUAGGGUUGUGUACGAAAACGCACUCCUGCAAUGCUUCCGACUCGCCAAGCCGAAUUUAACGGAGAUAUAUAUUUAAACUGUGUUGAUCUUGGUGCGCAGGAACGAAAGAGGAAGUGCUGAUCACGCCCACGCCACGCGACUCUGUGUUGCUCGCUCGCACACCCCAGUUCCACGUGAUGUUUAUCAGCAGCUCUUUAAACCAAUGCAAUAAUGUCACUGUUUAUUAUGCAUGUUGUGUGUGUGUGUGUGUGUGUGUGUUUGUGUGUGCGCUCUCUUGCUUACCUCUGAAUCAGACUCCUAUCAUCAGACCCGUCUACGGGUGUGAUCUCGACAAUGUGAUCUACACCGAGUGAACCGCUGAACUAUCACACGUGCGCGUUUUCUCCGUUACCUCAUACUCCGAUCCCAAAGCACAACUCUAAUUACAGAACCGUGGCUCUAAGUGAGACCGAACAUAGCGAGAAGUCCUACUAAUCCCAGAUGGGGGGUUUUUUUUGUGUGUUUUUUACUAUUUUUUUUUUUUAAUUAAAGCAUCAAGAUUGUGAACCGUGAGGGGGAAGAAAAAAAAAAGAAAAAAAAACACGAGCACGUUCGUUCCUUACUCACGUGCCUUGAGUACUUUUGUUGAACGUACGCACAAAACUAGUCGAGAUGAGAAUUCCGUCGUCAACUUUUGAAGUCGUCCAGAUUAACGUUUAGAGCGGGGGUGGGCAACGUUAUCCGGGAAGGGCCGGUGUGGGUGCGGGUUUUCAUUCCAACCGAGCAGAAGCCACACACGAAUCUAUUGAAAGCCAGGAUCAACUGAUGAAACAGGUGGAAUCAAGUCCUGAUUCCCAUGAAUCAAGUCUGAUUCCUCCUGCUCGGUUGGAAUGAAAACCUGCACCCACACCGGCCCUUUCCGGAUAAGCUUGCCCACCCCUGGUUUAGAGUCACCCUUAAUCUAGGAUUAACUCCUUCCAGAGUUUCAAAAAGAGCUAGAACAUUUAUUUGGAAGCGGGGGGGAAAAAAGAAUCAAGUGUUAUGACAUAAUAUAGGAGCCAAACAGGUUCCUGUAUGCAAAUCAGGUCACACAGCACAAGUUUACUACCACUAGGGGCAGUAUUGUAGUCUAUUUCUACAAUCUUUUUUUUUUUUUUUGGACGAGCUACAUAUUAUUCAAGUUUUGGGUGUCUUAGUGUGCACGUGUUCCUUUUACUCGGUACAAAGACAUUUUUAUUUAAUAAUUUAAAAAAAAAAAAAAAUUUUACAUAAAAGGAUUAAGCCCAGUCCUGGAUCAAUCUCAGGAAAAACGGACUUCUCUGUGCAUUCAGGACUUUUAUUUUGAUGAAAAGAUGUUUAAUCAGUGCUGUGCUGGAAGAAAAGGGAAUUCUUUCUGUCUUGUCUGUCUUUAGCCAUAUUGUGGAAGCUCCACGCAAUCGCAGCUCAAUGCCUCACAGACCCAGACACUCUGUGCUUAAGAUCUCCGCUGAUCGUAACCAGAGACUGUUCUGUCUCUCUGAAUAUUUUUGUAAUCAGAAAAUAAACGUUUAAUGUCGAAACUUA